AUGUCUGCACUACUGCAACGGGCACCCGCCCUUCGUCUCCGGUCGACCCCUCUGGACCUCAGAGUAGCUGGAUCUCGUAGCUACGCAGUCCACGCUACAGCACCCACUAUCCCUCGACGAAAGGCUGCGGUCCCUCCGUACCAGAAGAUUCUGAAAAACUUUGAGAAUGUCAGAAGUAUUCUAGGAUCCCGAAAACUCACUCUGGCCGAAAAAAUCCUUUACGCACAUCUUGAAAAUGCGGAAGAAUCGCUCCUGACUGGUACCCACAAUGGGCAAAAUAUCCGUGGAGUUGCAAACCUCAAGCUCAGGCCCGACAGGGUGGCCAUGCAGGAUGCUUCUGCUCAAAUGGCUAUCUUGCAGUUCAUGACCUGCAACCUCCCAUCCACUGCCGUCCCUGCCAGCAUACACUGUGACCAUAUGAUUGUGGGCGAGAAGGGUGCGGACACGGAUCUACCCAACUCGAUAGCAGGCAAUAAAGAGGUUUUUGACUUCCUUGAGUCGGCGGGGAAGAAAUAUGGCAUGGAAUUCUGGCCACCAGGCGCAGGUAUCAUCCAUCAGACAGUAUUGGAGAACUAUGCUGCACCAGGUCUCAUGAUGCUUGGAACUGACAGCCACACACCAAAUGCUGGUGGCUUGGGGGCCAUUGCAAUUGGUGUCGGUGGUGCCGAUGCUGUUGAUGCUCUGGUUGACGCGCCCUGGGAAUUGAAAGCACCCAAAAUCCUUGGUGUGCGGCUUGAGGGCAAACUCAGUGGCUGGGCGUCUCCCAAAGACUUGAUCCUCCACCUUGCCGGUCUGCUCACGGUUCGUGGCGGCACUGGAUCCAUUAUCGAGUACCAUGGUCCGGGCGUCGAGACCCUGAGCUGCAGUGGCAUGGCAACUUCCUGCAAUAUGGGAGCGGAAGUUGGAGCGACGACGUCGAUAUUCCCGUUCUCAGAGAAUCAUAUUCCAUAUCUGCAAGCCACUGGAAGAGAAUCGAUCAUUGAUGCGGUCAAGGGAAUUGCAUAUGGGUCCGAGCAGUACAAUUUCCUGCGUGCCGAUGCUGGAGCACAGUACGAUCAAGAAAUAACGAUCAAUCUAUCCACACUCGAGCCUCAUAUCAACGGGCCUUUUACGCCGGAUUUGUCCACCCCGUUGUCGAAAUUCAAGGAAGCUGUCAAGACCAAUAGCUGGCCCGAUACCUUCUCCGCGGGCCUGAUUGGCAGUUGCACAAAUAGCUCCUAUGAAGACAUGACACGAGCUGAGGAUCUCGUGAAACAGGCACAGGCCGCUGGACUGAAACCAAAAUCCGACUUUUUCAUUACCCCUGGAAGUGAACAAAUACGUGCCACUCUAGAAGAGAGCAAGACAUUGCAAACUUUCACAAGUGCCGGUGGGACUGUUCUCGCAAAUGCUUGUGGACCCUGUAUUGGGCAGUGGAAACGGACCGAUGGCAUCAAAAAGGGCGAAGAAAAUGCCAUUCUCUGCUCAUACAACCGAAAUUUCCCUGGGAGAAAUGAUGGAAAUCCUCGUACGAUGAGCUUCUUGGCAUCUCCGGAAAUUGUCACGGCGAUGUCGUAUGGUGGCUCCACUUCUUUCAACCCUUUGAUCGAUGAAAUCCCAUUACCAUCUGGUGAGAAGUUCAAGUUUGAGCCUCCCAAGGGUACUCAACUUCCGGCUUCUGGUUUUGCAAUGGGUAAUCCUGCCUUCCUGCCUUUGUCUGCUGAGCCGGAUUCGAAUAUUCAAGUCGUGGUCGAUCCUGAAUCUGACCGCUUGGCUAUUCUGGAACCAUUCGAAGCAUUCCCCUUGGGUGAGCUCCAGAGAUUGAAAGUCCUAUACAAGGUCAAAGGCCAAUGUACGACCGACACGAUCUCGGCUGCCGGCCCGUGGUUGAAAUACAAGGGACAUUUGCCCAACAUCGCCGAGAACACCUUGAUCGGUGCCAUCAACGCAGCAACAGGAGAAACCAAUGUCGCUUAUGACAGUGAUGGUAGUAAAUCCACCAUCCCUGAGCUUGCAAAGAAAUGGAAGGCACAAGGCCAGAACUGGUUGGUAGUUGCAGAAGAUAACUACGGUGAAGGAUCUGCUAGAGAACACGCUGCAUUACAGCCCAGAUAUCUGGGAGGACAGGUGAUUUUGGCCAAAAGCUUUGCGCGUAUCCAUGAGACCAAUUUGAAGAAGCAAGGAGUUGUUCCAUUGACGUUCGGUAACAAGCAAGACUACGACCGCAUGGACGCGAAUGAUAAGGUGGACACCGAGGGUCUCUGGGACGUACUGCAGAAUCACGGCAAGGGCGAGAUCAACCUGAAAGUGUGGAAAGAAUCUGGUGAAAGUUUCACUAUUCCCGUCAAACACACUUUGAGCAAGGAUCAAUGUGCUUUCAUCCUGGCAGGAAGCGCACUGAAUCUUCUUGCAAAGCGUCACCAAUCUGGUUAA
Molecule: messenger RNA, 2412 nt
Organism: Exophiala aquamarina CBS 119918
Lineage: Eukaryota; Fungi; Ascomycota; Eurotiomycetes; Chaetothyriales; Herpotrichiellaceae
Product: aconitate hydratase, mitochondrial
Exons: 1
Coding region: 1-2412 (803 amino acids)
Biological process (GO): tricarboxylic acid cycle
Cellular component (GO): cytosol; mitochondrion
Molecular function (GO): aconitate hydratase activity; 4 iron, 4 sulfur cluster binding
Source: RefSeq, a predicted model, not a curated record